AUGCCACACCUCCCAUCUUCGCGUGCUGGCCAUCGCCGCAACGCGACGCCUCGGGCUUAUCACCGGCGCCGUCCUCAAUCUUCUCGACGUCCUCUUCAAUCUUUUCGACACCGCCACCGAGCCCCUCGAGCCCGUCUCCCCCAUCACCAAUCACUCUUUCGGCCAGUCACUGAUGUCUCGACCUCGAGCGAUGACCUUGACGCGCAAGAGCCCGAAUCCGAUGAGAAUCUCCUUACCAGCACGGACACGGAAGACGCAAGAACAGCUGCUGCCUCAGAGAACGAGACCCGCCAGUCUCGCGCAUAUUUCAUCACCCUGCGAAAGGUUGGAUGCGGGCCUUUUUAUCACUGCCAGAUUGAGUCGCGCAGCGUGGCGUCGUCGGGAGAAAGGCUCUUGCGGAGCGAGCCUGAGGACGCUCUUGUUUUGGACCAGACAACGACAAGCGUCUCGUUUGCGCUCGUGGACGGAGAUCCUAUUGCCGCGGCGAAGAGGGUCUACAACAGGCUCAUCUCGAGCCAGGGCUUCGUCGAUGCAGAUAUCAUGAUGAAGGUAUUGGACGGGUUCCUGGAAAGAUUUUUGCUUGGGGAGUAUGGAUAUGAGGUAGACUCUACUCCAACUUUUCAGCGGCAUCCCUAUUACCUGCGGCGUAGCUAUCCGCUCCGCCAUGUUGACAGCGCUCAAAACUCUCGAGAAGAUGACUCAAUUCGGGCCGGCAAUGCAUUCUCCAUCAUCCAUCUGUAG
This is a messenger RNA of Fusarium vanettenii 77-13-4, 741 nucleotides long. RefSeq lists its product as uncharacterized. NCBI's taxonomy places the organism in Eukaryota, Fungi, Ascomycota, Sordariomycetes, Hypocreales, Nectriaceae. The record is from RefSeq and is a predicted model, not a curated record. The coding region runs from base 1 to 741 and encodes 246 amino acids. The transcript is spliced from 2 exons.